This is a messenger RNA of Juglans microcarpa x Juglans regia, 974 nucleotides long. Its product is annotated as putative 4-hydroxy-4-methyl-2-oxoglutarate aldolase 2. NCBI's taxonomy places the organism in Eukaryota, Viridiplantae, Streptophyta, Magnoliopsida, Fagales, Juglandaceae. Bases 323 to 823 code for a protein of 166 amino acids. Gene Ontology annotation, molecular function: ribonuclease inhibitor activity. The transcript is spliced from 3 exons. Gene Ontology annotation, biological process: regulation of RNA metabolic process. The record is from RefSeq and is a predicted model, not a curated record.
UAUAAAAUUACAUAAAAAAAUUAAAAAAAAAAAACCGUAAAAAAGGUCAAAAAAUUGAUAUAACUGAUUCUCUCUCCCUCUCCGUCUAAAAAGUCUUGCAUGUUAUGCUCGUUUGGUAGAGUGGAAUCCGACUUGUGUUAAUCACGAUCUCUCAGCGCAGCGCACUGUAUAUUCUUGAAUUGCAAGAGUUUCGUGGUUUGGUGCUUUUUGAUUCAGACCUCAGACAAAGCCUGUGCAACCUCUUCCUCAAGCUUUGAAAAUACUGUGAUUAAUCAGACGCGAUCAGAUUUAUCCUUUUAACUCCUGCUGUCUUUCUGGACCAAUGGCUUUGGUUACAACUGCUGAAGUUUGUGAUGCAAACCCACAACUAAUUUCAAGCGGCGAGCUCCGGGCACUCCAGCCAAAUUUUCAAAUCUAUGGCCGUCGUCAAGUCUUCUCUGGACCAAUAGUUACCCUCAAGGUAUUUGAAGACAAUGUUUUGGUUCGUGAGUUUCUUGAGGAGAAGGGUAAUGGCCGAGUUCUUGUUGUAGAUGGGGGUGGAAGUCUGCGGUGUGCAAUACUGGGGGGCAAUCCUGUUGUACAAGCUCAGAAUAAUGGAUGGGCAGGAAUAGUUGUGAAUGGCUGUAUAAGAGAUGUUGAUGAGAUCAAUGGUUGUGACAUUGGGGUCAGGGCUCUGGCCUCCCACCCAAUGAAAGCCAAUAAGAAAGGUAUGGGAGAAAAGCACGUUCCAAUUAGCAUUGCCGGGACAAGGAUCUCUGAUGGGGAAUGGCUUUAUGCAGAUACCGAUGGAAUUCUGAUUUCCCGAACUGAAUUAUCUGUCUAAAUCAUAUUCUCAUUGAAAGAUACUUUAUGCAGGAUGAUAAUGAGGUUAGGUAAGUUCUGCUGUAUUGCUUGUUUCUGUAUUCUGUUAUGGAGCUCAGUUCUGAACUGUUGAUGAAACUGUGAGGUGAUUAACCGACAUUUUUCGAAGUCUA